AUCAGUCUACCACACAGUCAUCCCAUUGGACACUCAGGACAUUCCUCCACUGCGGCAAAAGAAAUGAAAGACCUAUACACGAUGGGAUCUUCUGAUCGAAGCUAUGAGUCCUCUUCGAUGAGCAGCGUCAGUGGCAUGAGCAACAUCAGCAGCAACAACCACGACUUAAUCACUGACAAGAACAUGGAGUUUAUCUGGUGGAUUGCCAACCGCUUGACCAGCUACGACGAAGAGAUGCACAAGGAAAUCCUUGAUGAUUUCUUCACCGAUGACGCCAACACACCGCAUACAUACGAUGGCCUUCGGCCAUGCCAUAUAUAUCCAUCCUGCGCUUACCAUUGAAGGCAAAUACAACAUUCGAAAAGUCUUUCGGGUGUGGACCUCAUUAAACAAGGAUGAGCCCGAAGUCACCAAUAUCGUCUUUGAUGGACACACCGCUAUAAUCUCUUUGGUUCAGAACCUGCGACCGCGACUCUUUCCACUGCUGCAUCUUCAAGUGCCCGCGACGACCACACUGCACUUCCGCGACUCGCCCAUCGGACCGAUGAUCUACAGUCACCAGGACUCCUGGACCCUCGAGGGUAUUGUGCAGAGUAUGCCACUUCUUGGUUGGUGGUACGACCACGUCGUCCGAAAUGUUCUUGGAUCAGUACUUACGAGCGCAGGAGGUUUCUUGCAUACCGCCAACCAGACCACUGGCUACCUGCAGUUCCGAGCGGAGGAAGUCCAAAAAAUCUCGACCGAGAUUAUCGAAAAGUCCAGUGCAGAGAUUCAACAGCGAUCGCGGGAAAUGACCCUGAAAGCGCAGACGAUGGUUGAUCAGGCCAAGGACACUGUUGAAAAGCGUGUCGCUACAGCAAGGGAGGAAGUGACGAGAAUGCGACAGAUGAUGAGGCCACAGGUCAACACCAAAGCGAUUACUGGCACCGAGAGCCGGGCCUAAAAACGGCCGUCGCCAUCCAUAUUCCACAUGUUUUAUGCAUUUCUUUUCAAACACCAUACAUGCUGUCAUUUCCGUUGAUACCCGCUACUCCCACGUCGAUCGAUUCUCUAUUCGCACAUUAUCCACUCACAUAAGGUCCUUAUGAAGCAGAUACAAGUAUAUAUACCCUUCCUUUCCAUGAAAUAAGAUAUGAGUAUACUGGCGGCAACACCAUGGUCCAUUGAAGUAUGAAGUAUGAAUCCCUGCACGGCCAGCUUUCGCUUCUAGCUUGUCGGCCCUUUUGAUCAAGAAUAAUCUCGAUUUGCCUGUUACG
Gamsiella multidivaricata is the source of this 1256-nucleotide messenger RNA. RefSeq lists its product as uncharacterized. NCBI's taxonomy places the organism in Eukaryota, Fungi, Mortierellomycota, Mortierellomycetes, Mortierellales, Mortierellaceae. The transcript has 6 exons. The coding region runs from base 254 to 943 and encodes 229 amino acids. The record is from RefSeq and is a predicted model, not a curated record.